AUGGGAAGACUUGAAGACAUAUGCGAGAGAUAUUUGUCGAAGAGAGAUGAGCAGAAGAAGGUAAUUGAAGCGGUUGAACGAUGCCUCAAAAAAGGCUAUGAUUAUGAGAAGAUGAAAGAGCGAGUGAUGUCGUCGGUGUCGGACUCGUAUAAAGCGCAAAAGGUGAUCAGCUCGGUGUGCGACGCGUACCCGCAAUUGAGGAAAAGGACGAGGGGACGCGACGAUGAGAAGAACGAUGAGGCGCGGAAGGAUCGCGAUCGCGAUCGAGGCAAAGAUUCGACGCGAGACAGAAAACGGGAGCGUCGCGACGAUCAAAAGGAGAACGGAACGAAGAAUGGGAGUGAGCGAAAGACGGACGAUCGCCUUCGACGAGCAGAUGAUCGCCGGGAGUCGAGUCAGAAGUCGGACGACAAAAAUGCGGCACUCACCGAAGAGCAGCUUCGAGCCAAAGAGUUGCUGUAUAAAGCGCAACAGGAGAUCGAGGAGAAACGACGACGAAUGGCAGUUGAAGCGGGAAUGUUGCCGGGCGUUGCCGCGAUCGAUCCGACGGCGGCCGGAAUCGCGCCGGCGCCGAUUCCGAAAAAUUUGGCGCUUCGACCCGAAGAGGCGAAAAUGUUCAUGAACUACUCGAUGGACAAAAAGAGUCGUGUGGAAGAGCUGAAAGCGAGAUUGGCGAGAGCGCCAAUUGCGAAGCAACUCGACGCGUUGGUGCCGAACACCGUCGCCAGCGGUGUGAUGGCGCCGCUUCCCGACGUUGUGCAACAAGUCGAGAAGAAGGUGGCGAUUGUGAAAGAGAAGGAUGAGAGGAAGGAGAUUCUCGAGUAUUUGGAUCCGCGCAUCGUGCAAAAGCCCGCCGAACGACGCCGACGCGGCUUCGUGUUCCAUGAGAAGGGCGAGUUUGAGCGGAUGGCGAACAAGGAGCGAGCGUUGGCGAAAUUGGAGAAGCUCCAGAGCGAAGUGUCGUCGGUGGCGCAAUCGACGGGAAUCUCGGCGGCCGUGAAAUUGGCGAUGGUGACACCAAGCGGAACCGCCAAAAUCGAUUCGGGAGUGCCCGACAUCGAAUGGUGGGAUGCGAUGGUGCUCGAUAAAUUGAAUUAUGAAGAUUUGCCGGAUGUUUCGGACGGCGAACGCUAUUCGGAGACGAUUUCGGAGCUCGUCGAGCAUCCGAUAUCGUUGCGACCGCCGACCGAUCCGCUCGUGCCGCAAUACCUCAAAGUGUAUUUGACGGCGAAAGAGCGAAAAAAGAUUCGUCGGCAGAAUCGCAAAGAAGUGCAAAAAGAGCGGACGGAGAAGAUCCGUUUGGGGCUCGAAAAGCCGCCGGAGCCGAAAGUGAAAAUCGGCAAUUUGAUGAGGGUUCUGGGCAACGAGGCGAUUCAAGAUCCGACGAAAAUGGAGGCGCACGUGCGCAAACAGAUGGCCGAGCGCCUCAAAAAGCAUGAGACGUUGAAUGCCGAACGAAAAUUGUCGGAUGAUCAGCGAAAGGCGAAAAAGAUUCGAAAGAUAUCCGAAGAUACGUCUAUUGCGGUCCACGUGGCGGUUUAUAGAAUUAAAUCGUUAGCUCAUCCGUCGAAAAAGUUCAAAGUCGAGACGAAUGCGAAACAAUUGCUCAUGACGGGAGUGAUAAUGAUGCAUAAAGCGCAAAACGUUGUCGUUGUCGAAGGCGGACCGAAACAGCAGAAAUUCUACAAGAAUUUGAUGUUGAAUCGAAUCAAAUGGCAAGACGAGAUUAUUGGGCAGAAGAAGGAGGCUGAGAAGGAUGCGCCCGGUGAACGGAAUUUGUGUGAAUUGGUUUGGGAAGGUCAAGCAAAAAGGAGAAGCUUCCGCGAUUUUACCGUUCAUACGGCGACACUCGACAAGCAAGCGCGCGAAUUUUUCGAGAAGCACGGUGUCGCGCAGUAUUGGGAUUUGUGCUACAGUACGACGAUUUUACUGGAAGGCCAGGACGCGCUGCCGACCGCUUAA
Molecule: messenger RNA, 1962 nt
Organism: Caenorhabditis bovis
Lineage: Eukaryota; Metazoa; Nematoda; Chromadorea; Rhabditida; Rhabditidae
Source: the annotation of a GenBank genome assembly